Messenger RNA from Varanus komodoensis (Komodo dragon), 3566 nucleotides. It is a transcript of the gene RFX5, whose product is annotated as regulatory factor X5. Lineage: Eukaryota; Metazoa; Chordata; Lepidosauria; Squamata; Varanidae. Gene Ontology annotation, molecular function: RNA polymerase II cis-regulatory region sequence-specific DNA binding; DNA-binding transcription factor activity, RNA polymerase II-specific. The coding region runs from base 1356 to 3398 and encodes 680 amino acids. Gene Ontology annotation, biological process: regulation of transcription by RNA polymerase II. The transcript has 10 exons. The record is from RefSeq and is a predicted model, not a curated record.
UGCAAAAUACUUUCUUUUUCUGUUUUAUUUUGCAAUGGAAAGUGGCAAGAUGUGUGGCGACGCGUAAAUGCUGCAGGAUUUUUAUUGCUACUUUUUUGGCAAGCAGAUCGAGAGAGUCAGACCCCAAAAUCCAAGGGAAGGAGGGUUACAGUGGAGGCACCUCUAUUAACUCUAGAAGGGUCGGAGUGAUUUUUUCUUACUUUUUUGGGGAGGAGACUUGAAAAUGCACCUUUUGCCAUUUUAAUCUACGCUAUUUUAUUUAAAAAUAAGGAGAAGUCCAGAAAGAAGAAUUCCAGUCUCGAGAAGAGAAAGGAUUCCCCCUCCAGCGAAAUUCUCUGCCCCAAGGAGUUUGCCAUCUGUGGAAAGUGGAUUUAAUGGCCUUGAAUGCUAUAUGUGGCCAAAAGACACAUAUAAAUAUAAAACAGUCAGGCACCACAAGUGCCUCUGCUGGCUGAAAAGAGCAAUAUAAGCCAUUAAAAAAACAACACAGUGAAAAUCUCAAAACAUCAGCUGCCAAGUGGUUUUCUUGCAUUAAAAGCAGAGGGCCCCUGUCAGAGAAAAACGUUGGUGACUUUAGCAUGAUUGGAAGUGCGAGAUGCAUCAACACCAUUGUCAUUCCCAAGCAGCAUGGCUGAUGGAUUUCUGGGGAUGAUGGAAGUUGCAAUCAAACCCACAGGGAGAGUGCCAACUUAGGAAAGACUGCAUGGCGAGUUUAAUGCGAUCUGUGCAGAACUUAAUUCAUAGUGUGAUUUCUAGUACCAGCACCGUACAACAAUUUGUAGGGUAAAAUGGGAGGGGGGUGGCACUGGGGAGUUCCCCUCACCCCAGGGGCUUACACAACAGGUGGCCAAAGGCAUCUAAAACAAACAAAUGAACAAACAAAUAAAUAAAGAGAUGGCUCUUGGGAAGGAGAUGGACGUGACAAUUCCAUCUUUGGCUCUGGGAAGGGAGGGGAGGCUGGUGGUUAACGAGAGUAAGGACCUAUAGUCUGAAGACCUGGAUUUUAUCAACACACUGUGCUCUUCCAACCAGGACUCUGCCGCUUUGAGCUCUGCAGAAAACGCCAGGGUGGGCCCUAGAUUCCAAACUGGCUGCACCGAAGGCUGCAUAGGGACGGGGUUUAUUUAUUUUAUUUAUUUAUUUAAAGUUUUUAUAUGCCAUCCACUAUUAAAGUCUCUGGACGGCUUUCAAAAAACAGAAAACAAAACUACGUACUACAACAACACGCAACACACUGCACCUGGCCAUUAAGGAUAAAAUCAAAGAUAAAACGAAUGAAAUGUUAAAAUACUGGGCAAAUAUUGGGUUGUCCAUAGGAGGUUUGUCUCUCCCUUUAAAUCCAGGAACCAGAUGUCAUGGCAGAGGACAAUGGACUCUACGUGAAGAUUGUGGAAAAUGGGAACGAGACCCUUGAGGCGGAUCCACAGGGCCCCCCCACCGAACCGAGCACCUUGCUGCAGAAGCUGAAAGGCGCCAUCUCGAAGUCGGUCCAGAGCAAAGUCGACUGCAUUCUGCAAGAUGUCCAGAGGUUUUCUGAUCAUGCCAAACUUUAUCUCUACCUCCAACUGCCUUCCGGCCCAAGUUCAGGAGAAAAAAACUUGGACCUCACUUCUCUGAGCUCAGCCGAACACAUGCACGCCUGCACCUGGAUCCGGAACCACCUGGAGGAGUAUCCGGACACCUGCCUGCCAAAACAAGACGUGUAUGAUGCGUACAAGCGAUACUGUGACAACCUUUGCAGCCGCUCUCUGAGUGCAGCGAAUUUCGGCAAGAUCAUCAGAGAAAUCUUUCCUAACAUCAAAGCGAGACGACUGGGGGGCCGCGGGCAGUCGAAGUAUUGCUACAGUGGGAUACGGAGGAAGACAGUGGUCAACAUGCCUCCGCUUCCUAGUCUGGAUCUUAAAGAAAUUGAGACUCCGGAGCGGGUCGAGCUGGUCCACUCGUACAACGACGAGGUGAUGGACGCGGCCUGCGCCUUGACCUGCGACUGGGCCGAGAAGAUCCUCAAGCGGUCCUUCAACAACAUCGUGGAGGUGGCUCAGUUCCUCCUCCAGCAGCACAUUAUCAGCUCCCGCUCUGCACACGCGGACCUCGUCAUGGCCAUGGUCGUCUCAGAAAAUGCAGAAAGCCACAGGGAGAGACGCCCCCCUCCAACUGCAAAGAAGGUUGAGUCGGACGCCCCUGAGAGUACAGACAAAACGCCGCCUCCGGCCAAGCCGGAGAAUAACCCCAAGCCCCCGGCGGCGCCCCCGCGGAGCGAGGCCAAGAAGCCCGUGGACGCCCCGGCCAAGCCGGCCAGCAGCCCGCAGGUCAACGCGUUAAUGGCCCGCCUGCCCCUCCUGCUGCCCCGGGUCCGGGUCCAGCCCGGGGACAGGCUGGUGGUGUCUCCGGGCACGGCUCCCCCCGUCCUGGCGCCCAAGCUGACGGCGGCCCCCGUAGCGGGGGCGGUCAAAAUGGCCCUCUCCGUGGGCCCCACCGCCCCCACCAUGCUUGCCCCGGGCGUGGGGGGCCCUGCCGGCCUGGUCGGCCCGCAGGGCGCCGUGCCCGUGAUCAACAUGAUGCCGGUCAUCAACGUGGCCGUGCCCCCCAUGGCGGAGUUCGCGCCGAAGCCCAAGGGCCUGCCGGGCGGUGGCGAGGCGAGCGGCAGCGGUGGCAGCGAGGCCGGCAGGUGCCCCUGCGACCCACAGAAGGCCAAGGCCCCCAGCAAGCGGCCCGCAGACGCGCCCGGGGAGAGCGCGGUGAGGAGGAAGCGGGGGCGGCCCCGGAAGAAGCCGGAUGAGCCGGAGCCCCCUUCGCUGGAGAAGAAGGUGGCCGAGGAGUGGCCUCCCCAUGCCAAAGAGGACUCCGACAUCAUCGUGGUCACCGUGGGCUAUGAGGACCCCGCCGCCCCGCCCUCCCCCCGCCAGAGGGCGCAGGAGGAGGACAGAGAGGCGCUGCAGGCGGGAGGCGGGAGGGGGCCGCCCCCCCAGGCCCCCGCGCGGGAGGCCCCGCCCUGCGCCAGCGGCCUCGGCCACCCCGCCAGGAGGGCGGCCGUCCUGCCCUCCCAGGUGAGCGUCAUCAAAGGCCGGAGGUGCCCCCCUCCCGUGCUGGCCAGGGGGGCAGGGGGCGGCGUGCAGGGGCCCCUGCGGCUGGCUGCGGGCGCCCCGGUGCCGGGGAGCGGCGCCCCGGCGGCCACGGCGAGGAACUCUGACGAGCCGGGAGGGGGCGCCGACUCGGACCCCGACCUGCAGCCCACCGACCUGUCGCUCGGCAAGGCCCGCCUGUCCUGCAAGGAGCGCUCCGACGCCGCCGGCUUCCGAGCGUCGUCGGUGCGCUUGCACCGGAUCAGCUCGGGCCCGGGGAAGGGGGUGGAACCCGCAAGCCGCCCGGUGACGUCGACGCAGGCCCCCAGCCGGUAACAUCACCCCGAGCGCUGGCCCGCGCACGCCCCCCGCGCCCCCCCAACAAAGGCGCCCUCAUUCUGCAUGCUUCGAAUGCACGCACGUAGGAAACGAUAGACGACGCGAGCUUGCCAUACGACGGUUCAUCGUGCAGUGGCCCCCCCAAUCUUGCAAGGUUAUGCCUGG